Procambarus clarkii (red swamp crayfish) is the source of this 1014-nucleotide messenger RNA. NCBI's taxonomy places the organism in Eukaryota, Metazoa, Arthropoda, Malacostraca, Decapoda, Cambaridae. The record is from RefSeq and is a predicted model, not a curated record.
AUGGCGUCUCCAGAUAGGUCGAGGCAGGUUGAUGAAGUCUCAGGCGGGGAACAACGCCUUGGGAUGGCUUCGAAGGCAAAAUCAAUGCAUCAAGGAUCUCGGAAAGGAUGGCGUGGUAAGAGCCAGAGUGAGAGCCAGAGUGAGAGCUCGAGUGAGAGCCCGAGUGAGAGCCAGAGUGAGAGCCUGAGUGAGAGCCCGAGUGAGAGCCUGAGUGAGAGCCGGAGUGAGAGCCAGAGUGAGAGCGAGAGUGAGAGCCAGAGUGAGAGCCAGCCAUAUACCUUCAACAUACCUGGAGUUAACCUGCAGUAUACCUUCAACAUACCUGGAGUUAACCUGCAGUAUACCUUCAACAUACCUGGAGUUAACCUGCAGUAUACCUUCAACAUACCUGGAGUUAACCUGCAGUAUACCUUCAACAUACCUGGAGUUAACCUCCAGUAUACCUUCAACAUACCUGGAGUAUACCUGCAGUAUACCUUCAACAUACCUGGAGUUAACCUGCAGUAUACCUUCAACAUACCUGGAGUAUACCUGCAGUAUACCUUCAACAUACCUGGAGUUAACCUCCAGUAUACCUUCAACAUACCUGGAGUAUACCUGCAGUAUACCUUCAACAUACCUGGAGUUAACCUCCAGUAUACCUUCAACAUACCUGGAGUUAACCUCCAGUAUACCUUCAACAUACCUGGAGUAUACCUGCAGUAUACCUUCAACAUACCUGGAGUUAACCUCCAGUAUACCUUCAACAUACCUGGAGUUAACCUCCAGUAUACCUUCAACAUACCUGGAGUAUACCUGCAGUAUACCUUCAACAUACCUGGAGUUAACCUCCAGUAUACCUUCAACAUACCUGGAGUAUACCUGGAGUAUACCUUCAACAUACCUGGAGUUAACCUCCAGUAUACCUUCAACAUACCUGGAGUAUACCUGCAGUAUACCUUCAACAUACCUGAAAUACACCAGGAGUGGGUUCUAGGGGUUCUUCUACUCCGGGGACAUGAUAUGAACGUAUAA